GUCAUUAUAUAGCGUAAGCAUGUAACGUCAUAACUAUGCGACUAGAACCACAAAACUACCAUGUUACCGGGAGAGGCUGAUGUGUCCCGUGCGUUGGAGCUUCUCCAUAUGACUGUUUACAGCCAGUGCUUUUCUCCUUGUGGUAAGUUCCUGGCAGCCGGGAACAACUUGGGUCAAAUUGCAGUUUUCAGCUUGUCAUCUGCACUGAGCUCCGAGGCCAUAGAGCAGAGCAAGAAGCCUCUGUGUCUCUUCCAAGCACACUCGGGCUCUGUGUACGAUUUGGUUUCCACUGAGCGUCAGUUGAUCAGCGCAGGAGACAACGAGGUGAAGGGAUGGAACUGGAGCGACAUUGUGAAGAAGGGAUGUGUGGCGUCGUGGUGUCGCAGAGCUCCCACUAGAAGCAGUUUAGAGACUCCUGAAAUCAACAGUCUGGUUCUGAACAAGAAGGAUGAGUCUCUCCUCCUUGCUGGGGGAAGCUGCAGGAUUCACUCCAUGGAUCUUGAAACAGGAGCAUUUACACUGAAUCUUGAGGGGCAUGAUGAUUACAUCCAUUGCCUGUCACUGCGUGAGCAGCAGAGCGAGUGCUUGUCUGGGAGUGAGGACGGCACAGUCAGACUGUGGGGUUUGCGGUGGGGGCCCCCUGCUGACUCUCUGGCACCUGCGCUCUGUGACACCAACCACUGUGUUCCCCAUACAGGAGAGCCAGCUUCAAGUUCAGUUCUACCAAGAUAUGAUCUUGUGCGCCGGACAGGCGCCACAUGUAAAUCACUGCCAGAUAAAUGGUGACAUCAGGGCCCAGAUCCCCAGCUCCCUGCGCUGCAUAUACUCGCUGAGUGUCAAUGAGGGGUCCCAGGAGAACAAGGUUCUCACUGUCGCCGGCAGCAGUUCUAAAAUCGAUGUAUUUACCAAUUUCCGAUACAGAGCGUUCUCCCUCACUUUCUCCUGAUUCACUCUGGAAACCUGUGUGUUUUGUAAUAAAUUGUUUUUUUAUUACUAA
This is a messenger RNA of Bombina bombina (fire-bellied toad), 997 nucleotides long. It is a transcript of the gene THOC6, whose product is annotated as THO complex subunit 6. The record is from RefSeq and is a predicted model, not a curated record. NCBI's taxonomy places the organism in Eukaryota, Metazoa, Chordata, Amphibia, Anura, Bombinatoridae. Gene Ontology annotation, biological process: mRNA export from nucleus. Gene Ontology annotation, molecular function: protein binding. Gene Ontology annotation, cellular component: transcription export complex; THO complex.